CUUCGGAGGAAGGAUGUUGUCCCGCAUUUCAAGCCGCGCGCCUGUCCGCUCCAUGGCGGCGCCUGCCAGCGCUGUCCGCGCCUUCGGCACGGCCGACAAUGAGACCAAAGAAUCUCUUGCCAAGGCGUUGAGUGACUUGCAAAAGGAAUCGGCUGCGAAGACCGUGCCUUGGUUCUUGGACAACAUGCCUGCGGCGUACUUCCGCGCAAUCACCAAGGAAGACCGACUCCAGCACUUAAAUGCGCUCACCGCGUUGGUGAACGCGCAACAACCUGAAGUUAUGUUGAGCUCCCCGGACAAGAAAGUGUAUUCGUACAUCCGCACGGGCGACUUGUACCCUGGCUUGUUGUCCGAUAUCAUGGACCAAUUGCCCAAGGACCAAGGCGAGUUAGCGCGCGUCAAGAUUUUCUCGUCGUUGGACGACUCGUUGGCCGUGGAUGUGUUCCGCUUUGGUCGCCAAGAGCCUUUCCGUGGCACGACCCCCGAAGAAAAGUCUGCCCGUGACAAUUUACAAGCGUACGUCGCUGACAUCCAAGCCGGCAAAUAUGCCGGUGUGGAAGGUGUGCCGGCGCCUGCUGCCUACUUCUCACCCGAAGCUGUGGACGAAUUCCUAUCGUUGUCCAACUCGAUGUACGUCAAGUUCAGCAGCCCUCGUCGCCUGGCGUCACAAAUCGCGCUGUUCCACCGCAUCCGUGGCACGGAGGGCGUUUCCGUCAGCAUCGAACACGGCUGGGAAAGCAAGAGCGAAGAAAACAAAUUGAGCGGCGGCAAGGUGCCGCAAACCAUGAUCACGUUGGCUGCGUCGAACGUGUUGACUAAGCACAUGUUGCAACGUGCCGCCACCUACUUGGGCUUGAGGAACUUGAACGUUCGCCGAGCCCACUUGGACGUGAUCGACGACCGCAAGAAGGGCUCUGGCACCGUGUCGAUGAUCCGUAUUUUGGUCUCGCCGUCCGAAGAAGACUACCGCAAGAACACGCAGCUUGACUGGAAGCAAAUUGAGUACGACCUGCGAUACCUCAAGUGGCUCGACGACAAGCCGCUCAACAUUGCGUUGUCUCACAAGAACGUCGUGGAUCUUCCCCACGCCGAAAUCAUCGUCACGUACGCGCACAUGUUGCACGGUAUCCUGGCCAAGGUCGACCCGUACGCGUACUCGUUGCCUCGCAUCUUUGAGUUGCUCAACCACCCGACAAACGUGGCGUUGGCCGCGUCGAUCGCCGAUCUGUUCUUGGAACGCUUCGACCCGAACGCCCCCAAGAAGAUGUCUGGUGAAGAACUGAAGAACCGCAUCGAAGCCAUCAAGGUUGAAAUCCGCAAGAACGUGGAAGCCGAAGACACGAUCCGUCUUUUGAACACGUUCGCCGAUGCCGUUGGUGCCACGUUGCGCACCAACAAGUACGUCCGCACUCGUUAUGCGUUGGCGCUGCGCAUGGACCCCGACUUUGUCGGCUACGGCACGGUCGGCAAGGAAACCCCGUAUGGUGUGUUUUUCAUUCACGGUCGCCGCUUCAAGGGCUUCCACGUGCGCUUCCGCGACAUCGCUCGCGGUGGGUUGCGUGUGGUUGCUCCUGCCGGGUCGGACGCACACGCUUUGGAAUCUGCCCGCCAAUACAAUGAAGCGUACAACUUGGCGUUUGCCCAGCAAUUGAAGAACAAGGACAUUCCUGAAGGCGGGUCGAAGGCUGUUGUGUUGGUGGAACCCCGCAGCACCAACUACGACUCAACGACCCGCAACUUUUUCAUCCGCAAGAGCGUCAAGGCGUUCUCGGAUGCACUGUUGGACUUGAACACGACGGACGAAGCCGUCAAGUCUCAAAUUGUCGACUACUAUGGCAAGGACGAAUUGAUCUACUUGGGCCCGGAUGAGAACAUCAUCCCCGAAGACAUUACGUGGAUGACUAAGCGCGCCGCGUACCGUGGGUACCCCAUUCCCCGUGCUUUCAUCAGUUCCAAGCCCGAUGUGGGCAUCAACCACAAGGUGUACGGUGUCACGUCGGAAGGUGUCGCCGUGUUUGCCGACGUUGCUCUGCGCUCGCAAAACAUCGACCCCAAGAAGCAGCAAUUCACGGUCAAGAUCACGGGUGGUACUGACGGCGAUGUUGCCGGUAACAUUAUCAAGAUCUUGGCGCGCGAAUACGGCUCGAACGUCAAGGUCGUGGGUAUUUGCGAUGGUACGGCGUCGAUGGACGACAAGGACGGCAUCGACAUGGACGAACUUUUGCGCCUUGUGGAAGAAUCGCUGCCGCUGUCGAGCUUCAGCGCCAACAAGGUGAAGAACGGCAACUUUUUGCUCGCCGACACCCCCGCUGGCAUCCGCGCACGCAACACGCUGCACAACCGCGUCAAGUCGGACCUGUUCAUUCCUGCCGGUGGUCGCCCCAACACGAUCAAUGAAAACAACUGGAAGGACUACCUCGACGCGACUGGCAAGGCGUCGUCGCCGUUGAUUGUUGAAGGUGCCAACUUGUUCGUGACCCCCGAAGCGCGUCAGUUGUUGUUUGACAACGCCGGCGUGGUAAUCGUCAAGGACAGUUCGGCCAACAAGUGCGGUGUCAUUUGCAGUUCGUACGAAAUCGUGUCGUCGAUGCUGCUGGAGCCGCAAGAGUUUUUGGACAUCAAGGACGAACUCGUCCACGACGUUGUGGAAAAGUUGCGCCAUUUGGCCCUCGUCGAAGCCGAAUUGCUCUUCCGUGAAUACAAGCAGAACCCGAACGCUGCGCUGCCACCGUCGUCCGAGCGCAUCUCGCGCGCUAUCACGCGUCUCCAUGACUCGAUUGUCGCCAACUUUGACAACAUCGCUGAAGACAACCGCGACUUGUUGUACUCGUUGAUUGAAGAACACUUGCCCGCCAAGUUGCGCGAAGUUGCGUUGGACCGUGUGACCAAGCAAGUCCCGCUCUCGUACAUCAAGUCGAUUGUGGCGGCCGGUUUGGCGAGCAAGAUUGUGUACCGCGAAGGGUUGCAAUACGUCGAAUCGUUGCCUGCGUCCAACUUGUCCAACAUUGCCGUGUCGUACUUGAAGCAAGAAAAGAAGGUCAAGGCACUCGUGUCCGAAAUCGAAGCCUCGGGCUUGCCCCACCGCAGCGACAUUGCCGACCUCUUGGUCCGUGGCGGUGUCCGAGCCGGUGUCACCACGUUGUAAGUAAAACCAAUACACACUGUACAGAAAACGCUGCAAAACGAGCGCUUGGCAUCUCGC
Aphanomyces invadans is the source of this 3202-nucleotide messenger RNA. RefSeq lists its product as hypothetical. Gene Ontology annotation, biological process: L-glutamate catabolic process. Gene Ontology annotation, cellular component: mitochondrion. Bases 14 to 3145 code for a protein of 1043 amino acids. The record is from RefSeq and is a predicted model, not a curated record. The transcript has 4 exons. NCBI's taxonomy places the organism in Eukaryota, Oomycota, Saprolegniomycetes, Saprolegniales, Verrucalvaceae. Gene Ontology annotation, molecular function: L-glutamate dehydrogenase (NAD+) activity.